AUGUCGUGUAGUUCUUAUAUAAAUACGUUUGGUCUAAUGGAAAGUAAAGAAUGUCAGUAUAAUCACUGUAAUUGUGAAAAUUUUACACCUUGUAUAAAUAAUCAACGUCAGUGUUCAAAAUGCAAACAUUCAUGGACAUUUCAUGCAUUAAGAAAUCUUGUCAGAUUUAUCAGUCAUUCCAAUGAAGAAACAACAUCAAAUACACCGUCGACUAGUCUAUCACAAUUUUUCAUUAUAAUUCAGUUGAUGAAUUUACUUCUAUGCAAUUGUCAUUUAAUUCCAGUUCGAAUGAAAAUUAUUUUGGAUAAGUUGACCGAAACCUACCUAACAAAAUAUCAAUUUGAACAAAUAUUGAGAAUAUUUGAUUGGUCAUUAACAGACUAUACACGUGGUUAUAGAGCAGUCAAUACUUCUGAACAACCAGUAUGGAAUAUGUGUACACUUGAUGAAGAAUAUAUAAUUCUGAAAGAAAUGAAACGUUGGCUGAAAAUCGUGCCACUUGCUGAUGAUUUAUUGGCAACUAUGAAGAAUGAUUUUCCUCAAGACAUGGAUGCAACAGAACACUUUCCUAUUACUGAUAAUGAAGAAGGCAGAGAGCUUUCAGCAUCUUCUACAUCAGUAGCUGGCAGCCAUGUAAGCCUAAAAGUGUUGUAUCCUCACACACUAGUCAUUGGUAAAUCACCAACUAAUAGAACACCUGAAUCCACUGAAUUCUCUAACUCCGCAUUACUAUCAAACCAAACGUCUAUGGAGUCACUGUCCACCCAUACACUGAGGGAUUACUUAGUAUCUACUGCUACUAAUUUUGAUAAACUUAACGAAUAUACACUUUUAUCAACAUUAGCAAAUAUUGGCCUUUAUGGAUAUUCGCCAAGAAACACAGAGGGUGACUCCAGUUAUACACUAUUCAAUAAUUCAGUUAACAAAUUUCAGUCUCAUGCGUUAAAUAAUGAAAAAUAUUCUAUAAAACCAACCAACCAGCCCAAUCAUCAUAUCAGCAAUCGGUUUAGAAAAAUAGAAAACAAAACUCUGAAAAGCGAAGUAAACGACAUCAGUAAACAAGACGUUUUACUCAGAGAUAUAAAUUCAUAUCAGUUUGAAAUUCCGGAUACAGAAAUUAAAGAGAAAUCAACUCCAAGAAAUGUUCAAAGUAUUCCUGUUACAAUUCCUGAAUACAUCAAUAAUUACUCGGUAAAACAAUCGUGUAAUCGACUUACAACAAGUCAGACAUCUAAAAAACCAGUUUCUUCUGAACAGAGGAAUAAAAAACGUGUCAUGUGUCCCAGUUGUAGAAAGACAUUUUGUGACAAGGGUGCUCUCAAAAUCCACUAUAGCGCAGUUCACUUGAAAGAAAUGCAUAAAUGUACAAUAAAUGGAUUAAAUCAGUAUACAAUGAUGAUUAUAAUAAAUAAACUGAUUGGUAUUGAAUACUGA
Messenger RNA from Trichobilharzia regenti, 1434 nucleotides. NCBI's taxonomy places the organism in Eukaryota, Metazoa, Platyhelminthes, Trematoda, Strigeidida, Schistosomatidae. The record is from the annotation of a GenBank genome assembly.